Arctia plantaginis is the source of this 516-nucleotide messenger RNA. NCBI's taxonomy places the organism in Eukaryota, Metazoa, Arthropoda, Insecta, Lepidoptera, Erebidae. The record is from the annotation of a GenBank genome assembly.
AUGAAUAGCCACAGUUAUUUUUCUCCUCGUGUGAUGGUCGGAGCAGCUAUUGUCGGCAUCGUAGGAGCAGCUGGAGUCUUCAUAUAUGAACAGAUUUAUGCUGAAAAGCGGAGAUCAAUGUUAGUGAGUGAAGUGGCAAGACUGGACAAACAGGUGUCUUCAAUGAGAACAGAACUUGAAGCCCUCAGAGAAUUACAGAAAGAAACACACAUGCGACGCCAAAAGCAGAAGAAGGUUCGCAAAGUACGACAGGUCAAAGCGACCCCUUCUGGGGACGCCGUUGAUGCACCUGAACCGAGCUACGUAUCAGACUCCGAGUACAUGACUGACUACGCAUCUGUGGUAGGCACAGAUGGUGAAAUGGACAGCGAGGAGUUCUACGAUGUGCCCACAGACGAGGACGAUGACGACACGCUCCGGGAGUCGAUGAGGAAUGGACAUACCUCCGACUUGUUAGACGAGGACCCAUCGGACAAAGUAGCUGAAUCAAAAGCAACGUUCAAGAACGCGACAUAG